Fusarium keratoplasticum is the source of this 2463-nucleotide messenger RNA. RefSeq lists its product as uncharacterized. NCBI's taxonomy places the organism in Eukaryota, Fungi, Ascomycota, Sordariomycetes, Hypocreales, Nectriaceae. The record is from RefSeq and is a predicted model, not a curated record. The transcript has 2 exons. Bases 1 to 2463 code for a protein of 820 amino acids.
AUGCAUCUACACACGGUCGCGUUGCUCUCGAUCGCAGCGCUCGUGCAUUCCGUCGAUGGAAUUGUCGUGCGUCGAGACGCCGUGAACCGUGAGGCGGCACCUGCGCGAUUCCCCUUAAUCAACAGCACCACAGUCGCGACUUCCUCAGGCGGCACCAGCACUCGCUUACUUACACCAUCAACCUCGGCACUGGAAACCACCACUUCCAGGCUAUCUUCUUUCACCUCCAGCCUCACCACUGAAGCUGCCAAGUCAGUUUCUUUAAAAAAUCCUCUGACAGCUGGACACAAGGACCAGACCAAAUCUUCCUCUGGCCCGUCGGCACAGCCUCCCAUCGGCACCAAAGUUAUUAGUGUGCCCAACGAUCACUCGUUUUCGAAGCAUCAUUCGGCUUCAUUCACUGCAAUUCCGGCCAAAGCUCCUCCUUCAGCGGCCAACCAAGCCCCAGAUACAGGGGCAUCUCCCGACAAUUCCAGGGGUUCGGCGGACAGGGCCAGGCCUCAACAAGCGUCUGAUCACUCCCUUCCCACCGCAGCUGUCGAGCCGGGGAACAAUGCCAGGCCUGCGCCUGAAGCGGCCUCAACGGCCUCAGCACCCUCACGAGGCAGGGUGAGGACUAAACACGCUCCCGAUUUCUCGUUCCCGACUACAUCCGCUCUCAACAAGACCAAGUCAUCCACUUCAAGCACCAAUGGAUGGUAUGGUACCACCAUUACUUUCAAGGGGAACGGCACCUUCACUGCGGUACCUGCAAUCUCUUCAACGCCUUGCACCAGCCUAGGAGAGGAUGAGCCCGUCACCGUCUUCUCCAUCGUCUAUACAGCUACGACAACAUUGUACGGCAACUACAGUGACUACACGGCACCUUAUCCCGCCAUCAACACCCCCAACUACUGUACCACAAGUUCUGAAGCGCUUGGCGAGGAAGAACCUACAUCUGCCCCCAAGCCUGGGCAACCACCGCCACCGAAAUCAUCGGGAGGAUUCGGUGUAACCACCAAGCGACCUGGACAGCCAGUGGAAACCUUUUCAUCCUCUAGGAGGACUGUCACCUUUGUCACCACUGACAAGAAUCCUGCCGUCGUUGUUACUUCAAAACCACCUCCACGCUUCAACCAACCCACUCAGGGAGUCAAUGGGCUCCCGGUAAGUAGGAAACAGAUGGCCCGUCCCUCUAAUAUGCCUCAGGAUGGAAAUCAUGGCCAACCUGGGGGGGAUAACCAAGAUGCGAGACCCCAGCAACGGCCUGAAUCACAGCCGCAACAACGGCCCCAAUCGCAGCCCCAAUCGCAGUCUCAACCACAGCCUCAACCCCAACCCCAACCCCAACCGCAGGUAGAGUCGCCAAGAACCUUCAGCGUGACUGCCAGAGGUCCAGAAGUCAUUAUCAACGACCACACCUUUUCAGACCUGAAGCCAGGCCAAACAACAACGGCGACAGCAGACCAUGGAACAUUUACUAUUUUCCCCUCCAAGGUUGUCGGCGAAGGGGCAACGGUCAAGAAACCACAACCUUUGGGGAGCGUCGUCUCGGCUGCCACUCCUACCAAGGCCACAAUCGGUGGAGUACCUGUUGUUGUUUCGGGGUCAGAGGCUGUCGUCGGCAGCACGACAUUCAAGCUGCCUUUUGUCGGUAUGUCGACGAGGAUCGAGGUUCCUGUGGCUGGUGCCACUGCGACAGUAGAAGAACGGCCGGUCUCCAUUGUGCCGGGUACAAUCGUGGUGGAUGACGAGACGCUCACCUACCGCGCAGUCGGUGCACCCCAGACGGAUGUUAUCAUACAGGGAGGCGAAAUGGUCACUGCGUCCGGAGUGUCUAUCUACGUCUUUCGUUCUACAACCCUCACAUACGGACCAGGCAUACCAGCGACAACCCAGGUCGUCGACGACGACACCAUUACCAUUGGCCCUUCCGGUGUUAUUGUUGAGGCAACCACUCUUGGUGGUGCUAAUGCCAAAGCCACUGAUACCAAAUACCAAAUCGUGGGCGGUGCCACCAUCACAAAGGUCAGCCCUUCAUGGGUAAUAAUCGACGGGACAACCUUCACAGCUGGGCCUGGCGCCAAGAGUACCACGAAAGUGAUUGGCGGCGAGACCAUCACCAUCGGUCCUAGCGGCAUCGCCAUUUCUACUACACUUACAGUCCGAUACCCAUUUGGAGCUUCAACUGUGACUACGAUCAAGGCCACGGCAACAGGAACAGGAACAGACAGCCUGCCUACCGAGACUGGAAGUGCCAACAAGAAGGCGAAGAAGAAGGGUAGCAGCGAAGACGAGGAGGACGAUGAGGAUGAUGAUGAGGACGAGGAUGAAGAUGAGAAGGACAAGAGUAAGGACAAAGACAAAGGGAAGGGGAAGGAUGAUGACAGCGGUGCGGCUUCUCAACGGUUUGGCCUCACUGGGGGAAUGACUGGGUUCUGCAUAGCGAUUGGCGUUUGGACUUGGAUUUGGAUUUGGAUUUAA